Messenger RNA from Tauraco erythrolophus (red-crested turaco), 1026 nucleotides. RefSeq names its product galanin receptor type 1. Gene Ontology annotation, biological process: G protein-coupled receptor signaling pathway. Gene Ontology annotation, molecular function: G protein-coupled receptor activity. Lineage: Eukaryota; Metazoa; Chordata; Aves; Musophagiformes; Musophagidae. The record is from RefSeq and is a predicted model, not a curated record. Gene Ontology annotation, cellular component: plasma membrane.
AUGCUCUUCCUCUUUGUGAAGGAACCCAUCACCAUCAGCCUCACAGCGAUGUACCUGGUGUCCUUUGUGGUGGGCUUGGUGGGCAACAUCAUGUCCAUCAGGGUGCUCACUCGGAAGCGUCGAAGUCGAGUGUCCAGCCUGAGUGCCACCCGCAGCCUCCUCAUCAACCUGGCGGUGUGUGACCUCAUGGUGGUGUGCGUCUGCAUGCCUAUCACUGUAGGCAACCUCAUCUACAAAGCUUGGGUGUACGGGGACUUCCUUUGCCGGGCGGUGCCCUUCAUCCAGGCUGUUUCUGUCUCUGCCAGCGUCCUCAGCCUGACCGUCAUCAGCGUGAACCGGUACUACAGCGUGCACAAUCCACUCAACGCCCGGUCUUUCUUCACUCAGAAGAGGAUCCUCAGCACCAUCCUGGUGGUGUGGUUGUUGUCCUCAGGGAUCUGCAUGCCUCUCAUCUUCAUGAACAAACGGGAUGAGAUUGGGGUGGUGGAGGGCUUGCCUCUGGUGUUUUCAAUCUGCAGAGAGAUUUGGCCUCAGGAGAGGCUCAAGCAAGCCUAUAACUUUCUGCUCUUCUGUGCCCUCUACUGCCUGCCGGUCCUGUUCAACAUGGUCAUCUGCUUCCUCACGGUGCGCCGGCUGUGGAGCCGCAGCAGCCAGCUGAAGGAGAGCACUGCCCUCAACCGAUCUCUGCCAGCCUCCAGGCUGAAGAUCCGGAAGAAAGUAGCACAGAUGGUGGUGGCCCUGGUCCUGCUGUUUGCGAUCUCCUGGCUGCCCGUCUACCUGAUGGACAUCUGGAUUGAUUUCAACAUUCCCAAAUCUUUGCAGGAUGUGACUCCUUCUCCUUGGAUCCUGCAGCUCAGACCUUUUGCCCAGUGGCUUGGUCUCACCAAUUCCAGUCUCAAUCCUAUAUGCUAUUGCUUUGUUGGGAACCUCUACAGUAAUCAUUACCGGAGGCAGCCCAAGGAUCUCAUAAAGCCACGUGCCUGGAGGAAGACCAUUUCCAGCAUGAACAUGCACAACCAGCAGCAG